Medicago truncatula (barrel medic) is the source of this 1103-nucleotide messenger RNA. RefSeq names its product protein N-lysine methyltransferase METTL21A. The record is from RefSeq and is a predicted model, not a curated record. The transcript is spliced from 5 exons. Lineage: Eukaryota; Viridiplantae; Streptophyta; Magnoliopsida; Fabales; Fabaceae. The coding region runs from base 86 to 892 and encodes 268 amino acids.
AAAGGGGAGGUGUGAACAGUCAUAAUCUGGAGUUGAUAGAAAAGAAAAGGGGCGAAGUGAAGCAGAAACUGCGAGCUCUGAGAGAAUGGAGGAAGAAGAAGAGAAUGCAACAGCGGCAAUGGUGAAGUUAGGUUCAUACGGUGGUUCAGUGAUGUUGGUGGUUCCUGGGGAGGAAUCAGCUGCGGAAGAGACCAUGCUUCUUUGGGGUAUUCAGCAGCCUACUCUUUCCAAACCCAACGCUUUUGUUGCUCAAUCUUCCUUGCAACUCCGCCUUGACUCUUGUGGUCACUCUCUCUCCAUUCUUCAAUCCCCUUCUUCCUUGGGCAAGCCUGGAGUAACUGGAUCAGUGAUGUGGGACAGUGGAAUUGUGCUGGGGAAGUUUCUAGAGCAUUCUGUUGACUCAGGAAUGCUUGUUCUACAAGGCAAGAAGAUUGUUGAAUUGGGAUCUGGUUGCGGAUUGGUUGGUUGCAUUGCAGCUCUUUUGGGUGGAGAAGUCAUUCUUACUGAUCUGCCUGAUAGGAUGAGGCUUCUCAGAAAAAACAUUGAAACCAAUAUGAAGCAUAUUUCUCUGCGCGGUUCUAUAACAGCAACUGAACUUACAUGGGGAGAUGAUCCUGAUCAAGAACUCAUUGACCCGACACCUGAUUACAUACUAGGAUCUGACGUGGUAUACAGUGAGGGCGCUGUCGUAGAUCUGCUAGAGACACUUGGCCAGCUAUCUGGGCCUAACACAACAAUUUUUUUGGCUGGGGAACUCAGAAAUGAUGCAAUUCUUGAGUACUUCUUAGAAGCUGCAAUGAACGAUUUCACAAUUGGCCGUGUGGAUCAAACGCUAUGGCAUCCUGAUUAUCACAGCAAUCGUGUUGUUCUUUAUGUUCUAGUUAAGAAAUGAUCAAGAUUAGUUUUGUGUAAUGCUGGUAGCAUAGCAUCAUUAUUCUUUCUUACAAGUUUCUUCAUUUUUUAAUAUAAACCUACAAAAGUUUGUGAUGUUGUGACAUUUGAAAUUUGAAUAGGAUGAGUCACGCAUAGGUUUAGUCAAAUAGUUAAUAAAGAUUCUAAGUUAUAGAAGUGAUGUUGUAAUUUAUUCUUUUCUUUGUUGGUAU